CCUAUCAAACUCAAAAAAGCCUCCGCACUCUCCAUCCGGUCGCGGCGGCGGCUGCGUCCCUUCGUCUUGUUCCUUCUUCUCGACUCCACGAGUCCGAUGGCUUCGACGCCAACAAAUAAGAAGAAGAAUAAGAAGCCGGCUCCUUCCGAGCAGAAUAAAUCGGAGGAGAAGGAGUUCAUGGCCAUGGCUAUGGCGGAGGAGGAAGAGAAGCAGAAGAAGAAAAAGCCCGGCAACGAGAUCGACGAGAUCUUCCAAGGAAAGAAGGCCAAGAAGCCAAAAAAACCCGAAGAAUCGAAGGAAGGGAAGCAUUCGGAGGCUUCCGAACUGAAGAAGAAGGCGAAGAAGAGAACAGGGGAGGAGGGCAAUAAUAAUAAAAAGAAGAAGAAGAGGGGGACGACCGUGGUGGAGGAGGGUCCCGGGGCCAAGGCGAAACGAAGGAGGACAGGGGAAGGACUCUCCAUCUACACCGAGGAAGAGCUGGGCAUCGGGAAUCUCGAUGCCGGGGGUACGCCUCUCUGCCCUUUCGACUGUUCUUGCUGCUUCUGAUCGUUUCUGGAAGUCAACGAAGGAAUCCGGUAUCGUGAGUUUUCGAUUUGGUGCUGAGGAUUUUGUUGUUUUUGUCUUCUUUCAUGGUUAUGUAGCUAAUUUUCUAGGGUAAUUCGCUGAAUUGUACUAAUUUGGGGUUCUAAUCUUACAAGAAUUUAGUUAUUUUACUUGCAUCCACUGUAUCAGUUGAGUUGAUAUUGAAAUAUAAGAAAUAUUCAAAUGAAAGGUGAUAAAUUUUUGAGUAAA
Messenger RNA from Phoenix dactylifera (date palm), 792 nucleotides. Its product is annotated as stress response protein. NCBI's taxonomy places the organism in Eukaryota, Viridiplantae, Streptophyta, Magnoliopsida, Arecales, Arecaceae. The record is from RefSeq and is a predicted model, not a curated record.